AUGGAGGGCGAAGUUGUGUCCAUGGAAGAUACCGAUGGAAAGGUCCUCUCAGAGAGUGGAGACGUUCUGUUACAGGACACUGCGGAGGCUCAGCAGGCAGAGGUGGCCACUAACAUGGAGAUGAUGGUUAUGGAUGCUCUAGACCCAGCUCUCUUACAAAUGAAGACAGAAGUGUUGGAAGGAGGUGGUACUGUGACGGUAACUGGAGGAGAAGAAGGUCAAAUCAUUACUCUGCAGGUUGUCAACAUGGAGGAGCAGACUGGUGCUGCUUUGGGACUUGGACAGCUUCAGCUUGUUCAGGUGCCUGUCUCGACUACAACGGUGGAAGGUCUUCAAGCAACAUAUGUUCAGGCUUCUAUGGCUAACAAGGACUCAGAACCAGUUAUCUGUCACACACUACCUCUGCCUGAAGGCUUUCAGGUUGUGAAAGUGGGUGCUAACGGUGAAGUUGAGACUGUGGAGCAUGCACUCCAGGGGACUCAUGAAGACCUUCAAGGACCAGUGGAGGAGGAGGAAGAGGAAGAAGAAGAGGUGCACAUUGGAGUAGCGAUUCCCCCUCAGGACCAAGAAGACCCAGAUUAUCAGCCAAUUCAAACUGUCCGCAAACUAAAGAAGGGAAAAAAGAGCAGAUUGCGAUAUGCUGAAGGAGACAGAGACAUGGAUGUGUCUGUGUAUGACUUUGAAGAGGAGCAGCAGGAAGGAUUGCUGUCUGAAGUCAAUGCUGAGAAGGUUGUGGGAAACAUGAAACCACCUAAGCCUACAAAAAUUAAAAAGAAAGGCGUGAAGAAGACCUUUCAGUGCGAAUUGUGCAGCUACACAUGUCCUCGUCGCUCCAACUUGGAUCGUCAUAUGAAGAGUCAUACAGACGAACGACCACACAAAUGUCACUUGUGUGGAAGGGCCUUUAGAACAGUCACACUACUUAGAAAUCACCUCAACACACACACAGGAACACGGCCCCAUAAAUGCACUGACUGUGACAUGGCUUUUGUGACAAGUGGAGAGCUGGUGCGGCACCGUCGCUAUAAACACACCCACGAGAAACCAUUCAAGUGUUCAAUGUGUGAUUAUUGUAGUGUGGAGGUCAGCAAGUUAAAAAGGCACAUUCGUUCCCAUACUGGAGAAAGGCCUUUCCAGUGCAGCUUGUGCAGUUAUGCGAGCAGAGACACUUACAAGCUCAAGAGACACAUGAGGACACAUUCAGGUGAGAAGCCUUAUGAAUGCUACAUUUGUCAUGCUCGCUUCACGCAGAGUGGGACUAUGAAGAUGCACAUCCUCCAGAAACACACCGAGAAUGUGGCAAAGUAUCAUUGCCCACACUGUGACACAGUUAUUGCUCGAAAGAGUGACCUCGGUGUGCAUUUAAGGAAGCAACACUCCUUUAUUGAAACGGGGAGAAAGUGUCGUUACUGUGACGCUGUGUUCCAUGAGCGAUAUGCUUUAAUUCAGCACCAGAAAACUCAUAAGAAUGAGAAGCGCUUCAAGUGUGACAUGUGUGACUACUGCUGUAGACAAGAACGUCACAUGAUUAUGCACAAACGGACACACACAGGAGAGAAACCCUUUGCCUGCAGUCAGUGUGAGAAGACAUUCCGGCAGAAACAACUUUUGGAUAUGCACUUCAAACGCUACCAUGAUCCAAACUUUGUCCCCACUGCAUUUGUCUGCAGCAAAUGCAACAAAACCUUUACCCGUAGAAACACCAUGCUUCGCCAUACCGACAGCUGCACAGGGGAGAAUAUGGGUGAUGAAAAUGAAACUCCAGCCAGGAGGGGACGUCGUGGGCGAAAAAGGAAGAUGCAGUCAAAGGCUGAUGAUGACGACACUGAGGGGGAAAUGGAGGCAGAGGAGGAGGAAGAAGAAGAGGAGGGGGAUGAGGAGGAGGAGGAUGAUGAUGAUGUUGUCAUUGGUGAGAUGGAGUUGGAACAGGCUCCACCAGUUGUUCCUAUACCAGCCCCAGAGCCCCCUGUAAAGAGGAAGCGUGGAAGACCCCCAAAGAAGCCUGCCACACAAUAUGCGCCUGCUGCUUUCAUUCGGGUAGAGGAUGAAUUGACUGGAGAGGUGAAUGAUAUUGUCGUGAAGAAGGAGGUUGGAGAUGAGCAGGAAGACGACAUUGCUGAAGAAGUGAUUGUUGGGGAUGAAAAUACCCAGAUUCAGAUGGAGGAUCUGUCCCAGGUGGAAGAAGCAGUUCAGGAGCCACAGUUAAGUGAGGCGCCUCCAAACGGAGAUUUGACUCCUGAAAUGAUUCUUAGCAUGAUGGACCGGCAAACAUGGGACGCAACCCACUUAUCCUGCGUGGUCGCUGCGCAAAACAAAGGAUAUGUCGACCACUUUGGUAAAGUGCAACAUCCAACUGUUCGAGCAGCACUGUUUGAUCUCAAAGAGGCAGAAGCUCUAAGGAAGCAGGAUCCCGAGAGGUUGGAUGAAGUGUAUGCGGCAUUACGUCGAGGACUACAGUCGUAUCUACAAGUCCAUCAGCUGGAGUUGGACAGUCUGGGGCAGCAGAGUAGAGAAAACAAGAGAAAUGGACGCUUGGGGUCGCUGUAUGAGCUGGAUAAACAAGUUAAAGCCAUAGAGCGGUUUAUGCGUCGUCUUGAAUUUCAUCUCAGCAAAGUGGAAGAGUUGUACGAUGCCUACUGUAUUCAGCGGCGAGUGCGUGAUGGCGCAAGUAAAAUGGUCGCCGCUUUCAAUCUGGCCAGUGGCAGCAAAGAGGCCAGAGAGAGUCUAAGUGAAGCUAACAAAGGCUACAGAGAGUGCACUGAGCACAUGUGCAGUCUUGAAAGUGAACUGGAGAGCCACAUGGGAGAGUUUCAUGUCAAGAUGAAGGGACUUGCUGGCUUUGCACGGUUAUGUGCUGGUGAUCAAUAUGAGGUCCUCAUGCGUUAUGGUCGGCAACGAUGGAGGCUUCGAGGUCGCGUGGAAGUCAGCAACAAGCAGAUCUGGGACAGUGAGGAGUAUAUAUUCAUGCCUCUAGUCACUGAUCUCUUGUCCAUAAAGGUGACGGAGUUGAAGAGCCUGGCAAAUCACGUCAUAGUGGGCACCGUGUCGUGUGAAAUGCUGGAUCUGUUCUGCCCGCUCCCCCAGACGCUGGCGGUAGACAUCAACGAUCUGGGAACAGUGAAGCUGAAUUUGGAGGUCACAUGGAGUCCAUUUGAUAAAGAUGACCAGACAUCGUCCAGCAGUACAGUCUCCAAGCGACUGCUGUCCAACCAGAGCCCUCCAGACACACCCUCCAUGAGAGAGCAGGUGUUUUAUUCUUUGCUGAAGCGACAGGGUGAAGUGGAGAAUGGGACUGUGUGGUCCAACUCGUCUGAAUCCUCUGACGACUCGUCAAGUCCUGCCUUGGCCCACCCAACACAGCGCCUUAUUGCAUCAAACCUGCUGCAGAGCACUCUCACCAAUCAGCUGUCACUCAGUCCGCACAAAUCCAGUGCGUCUACUCCAUCGCUCUCCUCCAACCAGGAGGAGGAGGAGUCGGAGGCACCGGAGGUUUUCUGUUUGAACGAUACGGUUUCUAACGGUCACCUUCAGAGGCCCACCAGUGACUGUAAAGCGUCUGACAGAGCAUCCCUUCAGUCAGCGGACCUGUCAGAGACCUCUGUGGACUUGUGUGGCUCCUGUCCUGAUGUAUCAGAGUCCCCCACUCCAUUGGUGGACAGUUUGCCUGAAAUUAACUGUAAUCAGCAAAAAGACUCGGUGUUUGAGAAAACAGAGGCCGAAGAAUUGUCCGUGGCUGUUACUGACUGUUCAUUCGAAAAAGAUCAAGAGGUGGUAGAAGAGGAACAGCAGCCACCUCCGGAGGAUGUGCAGGACGUGGAGUUAAAAGAGGAAACUCCCGAGGCUCCAUUUCCAACAUCUGAAAGUUUCAACCAGGAAGUGGAAACAGCUCUGGAAAGCUUUGACUUUCUCAACUGUUCUGACCUGGAGGAAGAUGAAGAAGAGGAGGAGGAGGAGGUGGAGGAGAAUGACAACGACAAUGACAAUGACAAAAUCCAUGAAGACGAUAAAUGUAAAGAGAUGGAUACUAUAUCAAAGGGAGAAGCUGUACAAGAAGUGGACCAAGAUCAGUCCGUGGAGGGUCAUAAUGAAGUGAUGGACACGACUGCAGAGGAUAAAGAAAAGGAAGACAUCAUCUCAGAAGGAAGUGAUGAAGAGGUCGAUGAGGAUCUAAACAUCAUUAUGGAAGCUCCAGAAGGAUUUAGGAACUCUGAUGACGAUCUCUUUUCUGAAUCACAGGAAUCAAGUGUUGCUGACCUGCAGGAUCUGGGUCAGUUCGAAAUGCCAGAGGAACUACAGAAAUCAGACCAAGAGAAGGGAGAUGAAACACAUGAGGAAGCAACGUCUCAUGAUCAGGAGGAGCCCUGA
Molecule: messenger RNA, 4365 nt
Organism: Knipowitschia caucasica
Lineage: Eukaryota; Metazoa; Chordata; Actinopteri; Gobiiformes; Gobiidae
Source: the annotation of a GenBank genome assembly